Molecule: messenger RNA, 494 nt
Organism: Paramecium primaurelia
Lineage: Eukaryota; Ciliophora; Oligohymenophorea; Peniculida; Parameciidae
Source: the annotation of a GenBank genome assembly
AUGAAAAGGAGAUCUGUUGGAUUUAUUAACGUUGAUGAUUCUAAAAACCUUGAGGCUUUUUAAAGUCAUACUUAAGAAAACAUUAAAGAUAAAAAGAAAAUGAAACGAUUAUUGACUGAUGAUUUCUCUCAUUUUGAAAAAAGGAACUUCAAAAUUUAAAAAGAACUAAAUUUAAAUGAAUUUAGACCUAUAACAUUAAAUGAAAUGGCCAAAUAAACAAAACUUUAAUUUAUUGAAUCUAAUUCGAAUUCAUUAAUUAGAAGAUAAGAUUAAUAAGUAAUUAUUGUAAAUCAUUUUAGACUGUACCUCUUUAUAAAAAGUAAAGAGAUGAUCAAAUAACAUAACAAUAAUAAUUUAAAUCACAAAUUAAAAAAUAGAUAUAUAAAGAAGAUGAUGUUAAUUAAAAUGUUUGCAUCAUCUUAAUAGAAGCCUUCAUAGUUAUAUUUAUAAUCCUUAUUGUUACUCACCUAUUUUUACAAAAGUAUUUAUAAUGA